CCGAUGCGGUGAUAAAGCAAGAUGGCGUCUGACGGAGAAGUCCUAAACGCGGGCAUUAUAUUUCUGUAUUCUUACAUAUAUGUUGUUUAAUAGAGUACACACGGUUAAUAAUUGUUUGUAGCCGGAUACAUUAGUCUGAGCGCACUUUGACACUUCUCCUGUUUGCCAGCUUCAUUUAAGGUAGCUUGCAGCUAGUUUAGCUGGCUAGUUAGCUUAGCUUGUUAGCUGCUAACAAAGAGACGCGGAAGUUAUUUAAACAUCGCUAAGUAGGGAACUAAUGUGAGUGUAAAGUGUUGUGAUUGUGUAAAAAUGUGCGAAAGAACGAUGGCAAAGUAUGAGGAGGAAUUGUGUCCAACAAAAGAGGAGAAGGAGCGACAACAUCAACUACUGGAUGUUUAUUAUAAGAAACAUCAUCAAGUUGUGUUACACAGAACAGACGUCUGUGAAGAACAACUUCUGCCUGAAAAACAGGAGUGUAGCUACAGGAUGGGGAAGGAGGAUUCAUCAAAGAGGAAGACCAAGCGCCACGGACCCUCUGGCGUCUCAUUUUCCUCUUUGACACAGACCCUUUCCUGUAAAAAGGAGGAGGAAGACUCACUGACCCCCCACAUUAAAGAUGAAGCGAUGGAACACAACAUCAGUCAGGAGGGAGAUCAUCUUGAAGGACUGGUGGAGUUCCCAGUGACUGGUGUCCCUGUGAAGAGUGAAGAUGAUGAGGUCAAAGGUGAAAGUGAGGAGAAAAGGGAGGCGGAGUCUCCAAGCAGCAGCUCAACACAACACAUGACAACAGAAGCUGAUGGAGACCACUGUGGAGGAUCACAAGCAGACAAGCUCUUAGCUCCACUAUCAGAUAGUGAGGACACAACGUCACACUCUCCUGACACUGAUGAUGAAGACUCUAAAGAUGAUAAGACAUGUCACACUGACAACACUCACUUGAAAUGUUCUCACUGUGACAAAACCUUUAAAUACCAUUGUCAUCUGAAAACACACAUGAGAAGACACACUGGAGAAAAACCUUUUAUAUGUUCAAUAUGUGGUACAGGUUUUGUACAAAAUCGGUAUUUAAAAGUGCACAUGAGAACACACACUGGUGAAAAAACUUUUUCCUGUUCAAUCUGUGGUAAAUGUUUUGUUCUCAGUCACAAUUUGAAAGUGCACAUGACAACACAUACUAGUGAAAAACGUUUUUCCUGUUCAACAUGUGGUAAAGGUUUUACACAAACUCAAUAUUUGAAAAGACACAUGAGAACACACACUGGAGAAAAACAUUUUAUCUGUUCAACCUGUGGUAAAGGAUUUACACAAAGUCAUAAUUUGAAAGUACACAUGAGAACACACACUGGAGAAAAACCUUUUUCCUGUUCAACCUGUGGUAAAAGUUUUACACAAAGUCAUGAUUUGAAAGUACACAUGAGAACACACACUGGUGAAAAACCUUUUUCUUGUUCAAUCUGUGGUAAAAGUUUUACAGAAAGUCAGAGUUUGAAAAAACACAAGAGAAUACACACUGGUGAAAAACCUUUUUCCUGUUCAAUCUGUAACAGAAGCUUUUGUGACCAAUCAAACCUUGUAGCACACAUGAGAACACACCCAAGAGAGAAAGUGUUGAGUUGCAGUGUGUGUGGUGAAAGAUUCUCUUAUAAGUACCAGUGUAAGAAACACAAGUGUGCUGGUGAGAACAGCAGCAGCAAAUGAAACUGCAGGAUUUGAAAUAAACUGUCAAGACUUUAAUUUUGACUUUCUAACAACAUCAGCACAUAUAACAUGUGUGACAUUGUUGUUUGUGUAACAAUCUUUUCAAUAUGCUUCUUAAUAUAUUAUUGCUUUUUUCAGUCAAGUACGUGCAUUAGUAUGCAAUCAAAGUUUGGAGUGUCAGGCAAAAGCCAAUAUUGUACAUCACCCCACAGAGAUUUACUGUGCAUUUAUUCAAUUUGUUUCCCUAUCACAGAACGAAAAAGUGUUGUCUUCAAUUGCAAAGCAUCCUAAAAAUAAAUUUUAGCAGUCAA
This is a messenger RNA of Nerophis ophidion (straightnose pipefish), 2009 nucleotides long. Its product is annotated as zinc finger protein 664-like. Gene Ontology annotation, biological process: regulation of cytokine production; regulation of immune system process; negative regulation of transcription by RNA polymerase II. The transcript is spliced from 2 exons. Bases 310 to 1698 code for a protein of 462 amino acids. The record is from RefSeq and is a predicted model, not a curated record. Lineage: Eukaryota; Metazoa; Chordata; Actinopteri; Syngnathiformes; Syngnathidae.